This is a messenger RNA of Homarus americanus (American lobster), 1108 nucleotides long. RefSeq names its product probable U3 small nucleolar RNA-associated protein 11. Gene Ontology annotation, biological process: rRNA processing. Bases 223 to 981 code for a protein of 252 amino acids. The record is from RefSeq and is a predicted model, not a curated record. The transcript has 7 exons. Gene Ontology annotation, cellular component: small-subunit processome; nucleolus. Lineage: Eukaryota; Metazoa; Arthropoda; Malacostraca; Decapoda; Nephropidae.
AUUAGAGACUGGUGAGGAGAGGAGACCCUGGUGAGGCACAUGUGUCAGGUGUGAGGAGAGGAGACCCUGGUGAGGCACGUGUGUCAGGUGUGAGGAGAGGAGACCCUGGUGAGGCACAUGUGAGGAGGACGACUGUGUUAGUAAACCAAACAGAAGCUUCACAAUAUUAUUAUAACGCAUACAUUUAAAACAAGAUAGAAGUUAAGAGUUCAUUAUUUCAAGAUGGCAUCAUUACGGAAUGCCAGGAAAACUCAGCAAGUGCACAGGGAACGUCACCAGCCACUUGAACGUCAACAUUUGGGAGCCUUAGAGAAGAAGAAGGACUACAAGAAACGAGCUAAAGACCAAAAUGAGAAGCGUAAAGCACUAGCAGUUCUUCGUAAACGAGCCCUAAACAAGAAUCCAGAUGAAUUUCAGUAUCACAUGAUUAAUAGUGAACUAAAGGAUGGUAUACACUUUGAAAAGGUAGGAGAUGAAGAACUUGCUGUGGGUGAUGUUGUCCAGGACUUGACUUAUAUCACUCACCGUCGGUCAGUUGAGAGAAAGAAGAUUGAAAAGUUGAAGGCACAGUUACAUAUUCUUGAUGUGGAAGAUGAUAAUCCCAAAAAUACUCACAUACUAUUUGUGGAUAGUGAAAAGGAAGCAAAGAAAGCUGACCCCUCGAAGAUUUUGGACACACACCCAUCAUUACUUGCCAGACGUUUCAACAGACUUCGCUCCAACCAGUUAGCAGAGCUUGCCAACAAUAUAAAAGACCCAUCACUUUUUAAGAAAAUGUCAUAUGCCAAGUCCAAGGCAUACAAGAAGCUGGCACAAAGGAUGGAGAGAGAAAAUAAACUACGAAUUAUGCAAGAGAAGUUGGAGGUGCGGAAGAAGCUCAUGAAUAAUAAAGGCAAAGAUGGAAUGAAGCCCAAAUUAGUGAAAGCUGGGACCAGUACGUCAGCUCCUGUGUAUGAGUGGCCUCAACGGCGGAAGACUUAGAUGAUGACAUUGUAAUUUUACAUUGAUCAUGAUUUUUUAUUGGAUAGAAAAGUAUUUGUGUUAUUAUGUAAAGAAAUAUAUUUAAUAUCUUGUUAAAAAAGAUAGUAUUAAAUAUCUGCAAACACCA